AUGACCUCAGCCAUGACAGCUUUACCAGGACAAAUCCCAUACUGGGCUGGAGGUGCUGCAAUUGGUUCAUCGCUCGGAAACAGAUUACUUGGAACUGAUCAACAGCUAAGUAACUUCGGACUUCUUAGUUCAGGUGGUCUUAGUGGUUUUGGUUUGGAGAGUUUAGGUCUCGGUGGUUUACAGAAUCUUGGUAGCUUUCAAAGUCUCGCUAGCUUGCAAGGUCUCGGUGGCUUACAAGGCUUACAAGUAAUUCAAAUACCACUUGACAAUACUGUCAACAACAAUAUGUCGCCCUGUACAGCGUGCAUAAUUUGUUCACCGCAAAGUGCGUCAACAAGUAUGUUUGUUUUCGAAACUAUUCAAAUAUAG
Brugia malayi is the source of this 369-nucleotide messenger RNA. RefSeq lists its product as uncharacterized. The transcript has a single exon. The record is from RefSeq and is a predicted model, not a curated record. The coding region runs from base 1 to 369 and encodes 122 amino acids. NCBI's taxonomy places the organism in Eukaryota, Metazoa, Nematoda, Chromadorea, Rhabditida, Onchocercidae.